ACAGCACCCUCCAUCCAGCAGACACGCACAAACUCGACCAAGAUGUCCGCUCAGCAGCAGAACCAGCGCUUCUCGCUUGAUAAUGUCUUCAAUGUCAAGGGCAAAGUCGCCCUCGUAACAGGCGGCGGCUCCGGCAUCGGCCUAAUGGCCACCCAAGCCCUCGCCGUCAACGGCGCCAAAGUCUACAUCACAGGCCGCACCGAAGAAAAACUCGAGCGAGUCGCCUCACUCUACUCAAAAGACAUCCCGGGGCAAAUCAUCCCCCUCGCAGCAGACAUAACAUCCAAGCCCUCAAUCGAGCACCUAGUUCAACAAAUAUCCGCAAAAGAACCCGCCCUGCACAUCCUCAUCAACAACGCCGGAAUCUCCUCGGCGACCCAAAACACCGAGCUCACCUCCGCAGAGGAGCUCAGCAGCGAGCUCUUCAACAAAACCAGCUUCGAAGAGUGGGAGAGCCUGUACCGCACGAACGUCUCGCAGCUGUACUUCGUGACGGCGGCGUUCCUGCCCCUGCUGCAGAAGGGCACGGAGCGCGAGCACGGCUGGUCCAGCACCGUUGUCAAUGUGUCGUCCAUCUCGGGCAUCGUCAAGGUCGCGCAGCAUCAUUUCCCGUAUAAUGCGAGUAAGGGUGCGGCGGUGCAUUUGACGCGCAUGCUGGCGCAUGAGGUUGCGUCUUCGGGGCUGAAGAUCCGUGUUAAUGGCAUUGCGCCGGGUGUGUUUCCGUCGGAGAUGACGGCUGGAGAGAGUGAUGAUACUCAGAAGAGUAGUAUUCCCAAGGAGAAUAUCUCAAUGGACAGACGAUUGUGGUGGACGGUGGGUAUGUUUUGGCGGCUGGGACGGUCUAGUAGUAUAGUCUGGGGUUUCUGCAAAAGAUAAUGAUUGUGAUGAUUAUUUGCUUAUGGCUACUCGAGUCUUAUGUAUAACAGUCUGUUCCAUAUACGCCUGCUCAUGUACUUCACGUGGUGUAGAUCCAUUGACUUCCAUCCCGUGCUCAACCCAGCCCUAAUUCACUGAUACAAUCCCAUGCUUCUCUUCUUCCAUGUUCGACGCUCACCAUAACAAACAAAUCCACUGCCUCUAUGCUAUACAAAUCGCCCUACAAUAUUCUCUCUCUAAGAGUUGCCAAAUGUGACCAGAAAAAUAACUGGAUGUCCAACU
This is a messenger RNA of Aspergillus campestris IBT 28561, 1158 nucleotides long. Its product is annotated as SDR family NAD(P)-dependent oxidoreductase. Gene Ontology annotation, molecular function: oxidoreductase activity. The transcript is spliced from 3 exons. The record is from RefSeq and is a predicted model, not a curated record. The coding region runs from base 43 to 876 and encodes 277 amino acids. Lineage: Eukaryota; Fungi; Ascomycota; Eurotiomycetes; Eurotiales; Aspergillaceae.